GCAGAGGCGGACGCGCUGCUGCGAAGCGCGCUGGAGCACAUGGGCUCGGAGGCCUCCGCAGCGCAGGCCGCAGCGCGCGCGGCCGCGCACCGCGCCGCGGCCGCCGAGGGCGCCGCCUGGAGAGCCGAGGCGGAGAGCCCCGCUUCCGGGGCGGAGGCCUCGGGCCUCUCCGCCGGCGUGGUCACGGCGGCGGCCUCCGUGCUGCAGCGUGCCGAGGCCGAAGCGGACUCGCUGCACAGCUACCUCCUCGCCUCCCGCUGGCGCCGCGCGGGCGGGGGCCACCAUGGCGAGGGCGCCGGGCAGUUAUUUGGCGAGUCGUGGAGUGCGCUUGUCUGGCCCCGCGCGUGGCGGCGGGCGCGGGCGCGCCGCGGCCGGCGCGGGCCGCGCGGGCCUGCUGUGGCGCCGCGGUGUGGCUGCGCGGACCUCCCGGCGGAGAGAAGCGCGUGGCCCGUGGCAGUGCGGAGGCACCCUCAAACGGUGUAG
Messenger RNA from Prorocentrum cordatum, 483 nucleotides. The record is from the annotation of a GenBank genome assembly. NCBI's taxonomy places the organism in Eukaryota, Dinophyceae, Prorocentrales, Prorocentraceae.